This is a messenger RNA of Colletotrichum karsti, 2016 nucleotides long. RefSeq names its product transglutaminase-like superfamily protein. NCBI's taxonomy places the organism in Eukaryota, Fungi, Ascomycota, Sordariomycetes, Glomerellales, Glomerellaceae. The record is from RefSeq and is a predicted model, not a curated record. The transcript has a single exon. The coding region runs from base 1 to 2016 and encodes 671 amino acids.
AUGGCCGAAGUCGAGGAGCCCAAGUUCAACAGCCUCCAGGAGAGAAUUGCUGCCCUGAAUUCUCAGAAGAACUUCCAGGCUCCUGAGGCCAAACCCAAGAGGGCGCCGCCUCCUCCUCCGCCCAAUCGCCCUGCGGCUCGAAGCCAGACGCUCCCUGUUGUCCAGACGAACGGACAACCGACCCCUCAGAAAAGUCCCUCGAUCCCUCCACGACCGACUAAGACGAAGACAAACCCGCCGCCGUUGCCACGUCGAACCACUGAUUCCCCUCAGCUCGAGCCAUCUGCGCCGCCCGUUCAGAGGGAUCGAAUCGCUCCCCCACCGCUUCCCACUCGCUCCUCUACUCAGCAGAUCUCACCCGCUCUACCGCCUCGGAGGCCGUCAACUCAGCAACUGGAAGUCCGUCGCAACUCGAAUGCUUCAGAGAUCUCUAACCUGUCGGCUCUGUCCCUGAACACUAGCCACACUAGCUACACCUCUGAUGGUUCAACACGGAAGCUCCCACCUGUCUUCGACCAGGCCAAUCUCCCGGCUUUGCCUCCCACAAAGCGUGAGCGGGAAGCUCAGGCGAAAGAAGCGGCCGCUAGAGACCCGCCUCAGGCUAAACAUCCCCUCGUCACCAUCAAGUCUGCACCUGCUGUCAGACAGAUCGAGCAGCCUCAGAGACCCGCCUUGCCUCCUCGAUUGACUUCAAACUCGACCAGUCAACAGGUUCACAGGUCGCCCCAGGAAGAAGCAGAGCCAGCAAAGCCAAGACGACUGCCACCGCCUCCGACGGCGUAUGUCAAGCCGCAAGCGCAGACAAACGGUCACGUUCAAACGCAGCAAUCAAACACGCCUCCCUUGCCGGGUAGACGGCCAGCUGCCAACGAUGACGCCCCUCCUCCCGUGCCCCUGGCUUCUCGACCUAGUGCUGCGCAAAUCGAGGCAGUCGAAGCCAAGAUCACUGCACGCGCCAACGACUGUUUGAUCUGCCGCGACUUCUCCGGACCAGACGGAGUCGCUGCUCAGUACCCGCGACAGUCAUUGCCGAGGAACGACCCCGUAGGCUACCUAGCUCAGAUGCUAUGCGGACCUUUCUCGUCAUACACAGACAAGGCGAGGGCCAUCUUCACCUGGUUCCACCACAACGUCGCAUACGACUGCGCCGCCUUUUUCGGUAACAACAUCAAAGCCCGUCCCGGAGCCGAAACCAUUCUCUCGGGCAAGGCGGUCUGCUCUGGAUACGCCGACACGUACCGGGAGAUUGCGAACCGCGCAGGUCUGGAGUGCAUUACGGUGACCGGGCACGGUAAAGGUUAUGGGUACACGGCGCUGAAGAAGGGCGAGCGCCCUCCGCCGAGGAAGGUGGACGGCCAUGCUUGGAACGCCGUACGCAUUGAUGGCGGAGAAUGGAAACUCCUCGAUGCCUGCUGGGGUGCUGGAAACGUCUCCGACGUAACCAAGGAAUUCACUCCCGACUUCAAGCCGCACGAGUUCACGAGGAGAAACGACAUCUUUGGUCUGUCGCAUUACCCGGCGGACAACAGACACUUCUUCCGACCCGACGGACGCGUGCCGAGCUGGGAGGAGUACUACAUCGGCCCCGUCCACGGAGAGACGCCCGUCGUCUACAGCCACGCGUACGAGGAGGGCAUCUGGGACAAGUCGAUCCAGCCCGCGGAGCUCCAGAUCCCCGUCUACAGCGGCCAGGUCGUCCGCUUCCAGUUCUCCAAGAUGUGCGAGCACUGGACGUCCGAGAAGCACGGCAAGGGCAAGCCGCCCCUGCUGAUGCUCAGCAUCAACGGCCGAGACGGGCGGAAGCAGGACAUGGUCCCCAUCGAGACCGACGGGUACUGGCACUGGGCGGACGUGAGCGCCAUCGAUCUCGGCGUGCCGGGCGGCAGCAUCAGCGUCGUCAUGAUCACGACGAUUGGCGACCGCGACGCGAGGGGCGUGUCCGCCAAGGAGUACUUCUCGAAGAAGGGCAAGGUCGGCAUGAGCUGGACCGGUAUCAUGAAGUGGGAUCUCAUCUAG